Molecule: messenger RNA, 666 nt
Organism: Acanthosepion pharaonis
Lineage: Eukaryota; Metazoa; Mollusca; Cephalopoda; Sepiida; Sepiidae
Source: the annotation of a GenBank genome assembly
AUGUCUAAUUCUGAGCGUUAUCUAUCUAUGUCUAAUUCUGAGCGUUAUCUAUCUAUGUCUAAUUCUGUCCGUUAUCUAUCUAUGUCUAAUGAGCGUUAUCUAUCUAUGUCUAAUUCUGUCCCUUAUCUAUCUAUGUCUAAUUCUGAGCGUUAUCUAUCUAUGUCUAAUUCUGAGCGUUAUCUAUCUAUGUCUAAUUCUGUCCCUUAUCUAUCUAUGUCUAAUUCUGAGCGUUAUCUAUCUAUCGUUAUCUAUCUAUGUCUAAUUCUGAGCGUUAUCUAUCUAUGUCUAAUUCUGUCCCUUAUCUAUCUAUGUCUAAUUCUGAGCGUUAUCUAUCUAUGUCUAAUUCUGAGCCUUUAUCUAUCUAUGUCUAAUUUGAGCGUUAUCUAUCUAUGUCUAAUUCUGUCCGUUAUCUAUCUAUGUCUAAUUCUGUCCGUUAUCUAUCUAUGUCUAAUUCUGAGCGUUAUCUAUCUAUGUCUAAUUCUGAGCGUUAUCUAUCUAUGUCUAAUUCUGUCCGUUAUCUAUCUAUGUCUAAUUCUGAGCGUUAUCUAUCUAUGUCUAAUUCUGAGCUUUAUCUAUCUAUCUAAUUCUGAGCGUUGUCUAUGUCUAAUUCUGAGCGUUAUCUAUCUAUGUCUAAUUCUGUCCGUUAUCUAUCUAUGUCUAAUUUGA